Messenger RNA from Sciurus carolinensis (gray squirrel), 4339 nucleotides. It is a transcript of the gene Dus1l, whose product is annotated as dihydrouridine synthase 1 like. Gene Ontology annotation, biological process: tRNA processing. NCBI's taxonomy places the organism in Eukaryota, Metazoa, Chordata, Mammalia, Rodentia, Sciuridae. The transcript is spliced from 13 exons. Gene Ontology annotation, molecular function: tRNA dihydrouridine synthase activity; flavin adenine dinucleotide binding. Bases 575 to 2134 code for a protein of 519 amino acids. The record is from RefSeq and is a predicted model, not a curated record.
ACUUCCGGCGGUGGCGCGGUCUGGCGGGGCGCGGGUGCCGGCCGCGUUCCAGGGGGUCCUCCCGGUGGUGCCGCGGUAAGGAGGGGCGCGGCGGCCUGGUCCGAGCGCGUCCGGGCGCUGGUCCGCGGCGAACCCCAGCCUGCUCGGCACCCCGGCGGUGCGGGAAGCGAGUCCCCAAGGCGGACUGUCGCCGGCGUCCCGUGUGGCCGCGGACAGCCGGACCGAGCAAAGGGCGGGAGGCCUCGAGCCCCUCCGCGGCGAGAUCUGGUCCCGGGGACACUGUCCAGACUGCCCGUCACCCUCCACACGGGUCCAGCCAGGCAGCGUUCAAUCCCGAGGCCGAGGAGGGCGAGGGAUGAGCCGGGGCCUCGGCUGGAAGGUGGUGCACGGGCACAGCGGUGGUUGAGGAGAGCGGCCCCUCCUCGGUGAACCUGCUGCCCUCGCCGGCUCCAGCUCUAGGCCGAGCUCAGGCCGCGGCUGAGCCUGGUCCUGUCUCCCCAGGUCUGGCCCUGUACUGGGCGCCCAGGCUGGGCCCGAGCCUGGUGCCCUCCCAUCCUCCCUCCGUGUUGUCGUGAUGCCCAAGCUGCAGGGGUUCGAGUUCUGGAGCCGCACCCUGGGGGGCGCCCGCCAUGUGGUGGCGCCCAUGGUGGAUCAGAGCGAGCUGGCCUGGAGGCUGCUGAGCCGCCGCCAUGGGGCACAGCUCUGCUACACCCCUAUGCUGCAUGCCCAGGUCUUUGUCCGGGAUGCCAACUACCGGAAGGAGAACCUGUACUGCGAAGUGUGUCCUGAGGACCGGCCCCUCAUAGUGCAGUUCUGUGCCAACGAUCCAGAGGUGUUUGUCCAGGCAGCUCUCCUGGCUCAGGAUUACUGUGAUGCCAUUGAUCUGAAUUUGGGCUGCCCACAGAUGAUAGCCAAGAGGGGGCACUACGGCGCCUUUCUGCAGGAGGAGUGGGACCUGCUGCAAAGCAUGAUUCUGUUGGCCCAUGAGAAGCUCUCAGUUCCAGUCACAUGCAAAAUCCGCGUCUUCCCAGAGAUAGACAAGACUGUGAGGUACGCCCAGAUGCUGGAGAAGGCUGGCUGCCAGCUGCUGACAGUGCAUGGGCGCACCAAGGAGCAGAAGGGGCCCCUGUCAGGAGCGGCAUCCUGGGAGCACAUCAGGGCUGUGCGGAAGGCUGUGGCCAUCCCUGUGUUUGCCAACGGGAACAUCCGGUGCCUGCAGGACGUGGAGCGGUGCAUCCAGGACACGGGCGUGCAGGGGGUCAUGAGUGCAGCUCCUGACUGGCCAGUGAACCAAGUGGUCAGUCCUGUCCUCGGUGUGAGGUGGCCCGAAGGGUGUCCUAGGCUUUCCUCUCCCAGCCCCAGGGUGGCCCCACAAGGCCUCCCCUCCCUCCUGCCUGCAGAGGGCAACCUGCACAACCCUGCGCUGUUCGAGGGCCGGAGCCCUGCCGUGUGGGAGCUGGCUGAGGAGUACCUGGACAUUGUGCGGCAGCACCCCUGCCCACUGUCCUGCGUCCGGGCCCACCUCUUCAAGCUGUGGCACCACACGCUGCAGGUGCACCAGCAGCUUCGAGAGGAGCUCGCCAGAGUGAAGACCCUAGAGGGCAUCGCUGCUGUGAGCCAGGCGCUGAAGCUGCGGUGCCAGGAGGACAUGUCCCGGCAGGAGGAGGGAGCCAGGCCGACUGGCGACCUGCCUUUCUUCCACUGGAUCUGCCAGCCCUGCGUCCGGCCAGGGCCCAGAAAGAGCACCAAGGAGAGCAGUGGUGGCCGCAGCAAGAGGGCCCUGGAGGAGGAGGAGGGUAGCACCGAUGGCCUGUCCAAGAACAAGCAGAAGAAGCAGCUGCGGAACCCCAACAAGACCUUCGACCCGUCUCUGAAACCAAAAUAUGCCAAGUGUGACCAGUGUGGAAACCCAAAGGGCUGUGUCCAGGCCAUGGGGCUUCUAGCAGAGGCUUCCAGAUGGUUUGCCCAGGCCUGGGAAGGACACUGGCCUCACCUCACUAGCUUUCCUGUGCCCAGGGCAACAGGUGUGUGUUCAACCUGUGCCGGGGCUGCUGCAAGAAGCGAGCCUUCAAAGAGACAGCAGAUUGCCCAGGUCACGGAUUACUUUUUAAAACCAAAUUGGAGAAGUCUCUGACUUGGAAAGGGACCCAACCCGGGCUGCAGGAGCCUCAACAGACUGGGCCAGGUGGCUUCUCUGAGAUUGUGGGCAGUGCCCUGGCCUGAGGAGCUAGCAGGAGCCACUCCCACCCCAGGCCUGCUACUGAGGCCUGGACACUUCUUAAGGAACCGCCUUUACUCAGGGAAUCUCCUGCUGUUUGACACGGAAGGACAUCCUCCCUGGCCCAUACAGGGACCUGGCAAUGCUGCACCCAGGCAGGCCCAGGCUGGACCUGCCCUGUCCACAGCUUGUAUGUUCAAAAGCGAACAAUAAAUCAUUUCAGAGACAUAUGUGCAGAGAGCCAACAGCCUAUGGCCAUCACCCUUCCAGACCCGGGGAGGGCCGUGAGCCGGGAGGGCACAAUGAGAACCAGCAGGGACCUAGGAGUCCGAGCAAACCUGAAGAGGUGGUGCACUACAGCCUUUGCAGAACGCAGCUGGGGACUCGGGUCCCCUCCUGACCUCCCCCGUGGAUGGGUAGUCAGAGGCUCCAGAGAGCAUCCCACAGGAGAGCAGGAGAUCUGGUGGCAGCUGGAGGGACCCAUGGAAGCCAGACAACCCAGGUGCAACCCAAGUGGCCACAGGAGGGAGGAAGGAGAGCCCAGAGCAACCAUCAGUCUGCUCUUUAAUGUACUCUGCAGUUGACACUCUGCAGCCCAAACAGCGCUUGAACAGGAGGGCUAGGGGGGCUGUGCUGCCAGGCAGGAGCCUGGGCACUGCAUGCAGUCUGUUCCCUGGGCAUGGGGGCCCAGGGGCCGGUCCUUCGUGGCCACAAUGGCACCUGUCUGCCUCCUCAGGCCCUGCAGCAGGGUCCUGCCAGUUGGAGGGGCACACAGAGGCCUUGCUAGAAGCUCAGGAGUAGCACCCAGUGGUCGGGCUGCUCAAGCUCAAGGUGAGCAGGCAGGAGACCCAGGAGCAUGUCCGAGGGGGCAGGGAAGGGCGUGCAAACCAUCCCGGAGGCCGCUGGGUGCCCCUCACAUGUUGGUGCUCAUCCGGGACUGGCUGUUGGCUGGAGUCAGCUCCCCCUGGCUCCCUUCUCUGGGAGGGGACUACAGUGGACAGGAGGGAGCUCAGCCAGGGGCUGCGCAGGUGCUGCCUGCUCCCUGAUGCCCCCAGCUGCUCACCUUGACGUGGAUCUGGUUGCGCAGGACAGCUGCCCUCAGGAUCAUGGCCUUGGCGCGUCGCUGGAACUCCUUGCCCAUCAGCAGAGACUUCUCAAAGGUGGUGCUGCGCUGAUCCACAUCGCGAGCAUACAGGAUCUGUGCAGGGACAGACUCAGCAGAGCCCGACAGGCACCCACGGCCCCCAGCCCCACGCCCAUACCACCUUGCUGUGCGAGUCGAUGCGCGCGUUAAUGAGCCCCUCCAGGAUGAGCUGCGUCAACUCGUCCUCCAGUGCUGCCACUGUGGUGUUGAAGGCCGCAGCCAUCUUGUGCAUGUCAGCGGACACAUAGGGGCUGAAAUACUGCAGGCAGAGAGGGUACCAGCUGCCUGCCACUCCAGGGCACCUCCACCCCUGCCAGCCUCUGCCCGCGCCUACCUGGAUGAGCGCGCGGUUGCGGAUCUGGGUGUACAGAGUCCUGACGUGGGGAGCCAGGUACAUGUCCAAGAGCAGGUUGUCCUGCAGAGGAAAGCUGGUGAGGGACCUUGCUGGGCAGGACCUGCCGGCACGGCCGAGACCUUGCCCCUCACCUUCAUCUCGUCCAGCAUCUUCAGGCACGAGGCAUACUUGGACUCGUAGAAUUUGAAGAUGAUGUCUCGGACCUGUGGCUCCAGCUCCAGGAACAGCUUGAAGGAGCUGCAGAUGUCAGAGUGCUCAGCCCACCUCCACCUCCCCUCUGCCCAGAGGGGCUGGCAGGGCCCUGCUCCCCACACAAGGCCUGGAGGGCCCCGCAUCCUACCCACCUGCUGGAGAUGACGUUCCGCUGCAGUUCCUGCCGGUCAAAGGUGGCCAAUGCGCACAGGCCACCGUAGAUGGCCACGUUGCUGGGGGAAAGCAGCUGAGGGGCAAAAAGGGAGACAGGUUCACUGAUGACCCAGUCCACCACCCCCUCAAGAGAAUACCCAGAACCCCGACAACACAACCUGCCGGCCUCACCUCGGGGAAGUCGCAGUGAUCAAACGAGGCCAGCAGGAAGCACUUGGCAGCCUGCUUGUACUUGCGUGCGGCCAGCUCAGCCAAG